Molecule: messenger RNA, 807 nt
Organism: Calliphora vicina (urban bluebottle blowfly)
Lineage: Eukaryota; Metazoa; Arthropoda; Insecta; Diptera; Calliphoridae
Gene: mRpL12
Product: mitochondrial ribosomal protein L12
Exons: 2
Coding region: 117-662 (181 amino acids)
Biological process (GO): translation
Cellular component (GO): mitochondrial large ribosomal subunit; ribosome
Molecular function (GO): structural constituent of ribosome; mRNA binding
Source: RefSeq, a predicted model, not a curated record
UUUGUUUUGUUACAUAAUUUUAAAACUUGGCCUCACUUUAAACAAGAACUGUCAAUAGUUGAUCACAUAACCGCAAUUUCCUACAAGUUUUUGUGUCACCAAUAAAGUUCAACAAAAUGUUCGCUCCACGUUUGUUAGCAAGACAAUUAUGUCGCCAAGCUAAUCGUCGCAUGUUUUCUGAAGCCGCACCAGCUGCUGCUGCCACCGGUGCCCCAACUUUAACGCCUCCUCCCCCACAGGGUUCUGAUAAACCUAUCAACCCCAAAUUGGAAGGUAUUGUCAAUAGCAUAGCCACCCUCAACCUUUUGGAAGUUUCCGAACUCAGCGCUCUUUUGAAAAAGAAGCUCAACCUUCCCGAAACCGCAUUUGUACCACAAAUGGCUGCUGGCCCUGCCAGAAAUGCUGCUGCCGAUGAUGAAGAAGAGGCUGCUCCCAAGAAAGUACAAACUUCCUUCAAAGUCAAACUAGUAAAAUUCGAUGAGAAACAAAAGGUAGCGUUGAUUAAGGAAGUCAAGAAUUUGUUGGAAGGCAUGAAUUUAGUGCAAGCCAAGAAAUUCGUUGAAAGUGCCCCCACAUUGGUCAAGGAUGAUAUUCCCAAAGAUGAGGCUGAGAAAUUAAAGGAAGCUCUUACAAAGGCCGGUGCCGUUAUUGAAAUUGAAUAAAUCAAUCAAUUUUUGUUAAAUACCAUAGUUUUUUAGUUUAACUAUUGCUAAUAAUUUUUAAAUCGAUACUAAAUGGAAAAUGCCAGAUAUAAGUUGAACUUGUUUCGGUUGUUUUUUGAAAUACAAAAUCUAAAAAAAUUUAGAA